UAUUUACGAACUGCACUCACUACGAAAUUGUUUUUGGAGUGUGUUAUUGAUGUACAUUCGCUAUUUGUUUUUGUUGUUUUUGACAUUCAAAUACAAGUGACAAUGGGCAAGUUUGUUGAUGAGUAAAUAUUGGCGAAAUGUAAAAGAAAAUAGGAAGUUGCUGAAGUUGUUUUUGCAGGUGUUUUCGUAAGUGAGCACAAAAAAUUAUACGAUUUCGAAAUCAACAAAUGUGGAACAACCACAAGAGUAAAGCAACUUUAAUUAAAUUUACUCAAAUGCCAUCAGUUGACGUUAGCAUAAAGUUUCGAAAAGUUGUAUUUUUCAAAUAAAAUUCAUACCAUCAAAUAAAAAAACAGCAACAUUAAUUUAUUAAUUAAACAACAAAAAUGCAACUGAAGCGAUUAUUGCGCAAACAUUGCUGUUCCAUGGAAAUAGCAAUUAUUAUAUUGCUGUUCAUAGCCGGGCUUUUGAUAUAUGCGCGCAGAGUACAAAGCUCGAUUCACGCUGCAGGCUGGCGGAUAAGCAAUCCAUCUGGCACACGCAAUCCCUCCAUAACUUAUGAGGGUAGAGUAGUUAAAUCAUGCCAACCAACAACUAAAGAAACCCAAGAAUCGGUAGCUAAUAACAAUGAAAAGGACAAAAUGUUUGAAGCAUUGGGUGUAAUACGCAAUAAGCACGACAAAUAUAUACGAGACAUUGGUUACAAACAUUACGCUUUCAAUGCAUUUAUAUCGAACCAAAUUGGAACUUAUCGUGAUGUGCCUGAUACUCGUCACAAAGUUUGCCCACGUGAACCCACCGCAGAAAUAGAAAAUUUGCCCACAGUAACUGUUAUCAUGUGCUUCUUUAAUGAGCACAAAAUGACGCUUCUACGUUCCGUAAACUCGGUCAUCAAACGCACUCCAGAUUUUUUAUUAAAGCAAAUUAUAUUGGUGGAUGAUUACAGUGACUCGCCUGAAUUGGAGUUUCAUUUACUAAACGAUUUGCAUAAAGAACUACAAUUUGAUCGUAUACAUUACAUACGAAAUGAUAAACGUGAGGGUUUAAUACGUUCGCGUGUAAUAGGCGCUCGUGAAGCCACCGGAGAUGUGCUUAUUUUUCUCGACUCGCAUAUAGAGGCAAAUCAACAAUGGGCAGAACCAUUAUUGCGUAUGGUAAAAGAGGAGCCCACUACAAUAGCAGUACCUGUAAUGGAUUUAAUAAAUCCGGAUACAUUUGAAUACUCAUCAAGUCCUUUGGUUCGUGGCGGAUUUAAUUGGGGCCUACAUUAUAAAUGGAUUGGUUUGGCUGAAGGUGCGCUAAAAACUGAUGAGGACUAUAAAGGUCCAUUUUUGUCUCCUACCAUGGCUGGUGGAUUGUUUGCUAUAAAUCGUAAGUAUUUUCACGAUAUAGGUGAAUACGAUAUGGGUAUGGAUGUGUGGGGAGGUGAAAAUUUGGAAAUAUCUUUUAGAGUUUGGCAAUGCGGUGGUGCAAUUAAAAUAAUGCCAUGUUCACGUGUUGCACACAUAUUCCGUAAAAGACGUCCCUACUUAGCGCCAAAUGCCACUGACAAUACGAUGUUAAAGAACUCCCUGCGCCUAGCACAUGUCUGGAUGGACGAAUAUAAAGAACAUUAUCUCAAACAAGAAAAAGCUACUGCAAAUUUCGAUUUUGGAGAUGUUACUGAACGAAAAAAACUACGUGAGCGUCUAAACUGUAAAAGUUUUGAUUGGUAUUUGAAGAAUGUUUAUCCAGAACUACGUUUGCCAGGUGAUAAGAGCAAAAAACCAGGUGCACAAGCAGCACCAUUUCAACCAUGGCACUCGCGCAAACGCAACUACACUGAUACCUUUCUGAUACGUUUGGCUGGUACCAAACUGUGUGCAUCUGUGGUAGCACCAAAAGUAAAGGGAUUUUGGAAGAAGGGCAGCUUAAUAACAUUGCAAGAAUGUGUUAAAACACAAAAUCAAAUUUGGUACGAAACAGAAAAAGCAGAAAUUAUAUUAGAUAAAUUGCUGUGUUUGGAGGCAGCCGGUGAUUCGCAAGUACGCAUUAACAAAUGCCAUGAAAUGUUAGGUGAUCAACAGUGGCGGCAUACUCGCACCAAGUAUAGUCCUAUCUAUAACAUGGCUUCUGGCACGUGUUUGCGUGCAACAGAAGCAAAUAUUGGUGCAGCGUUAAUACUGGACUUAUGUUCAAAAGAUGGUGCCAGCGCUUGGGAUAUCAUUAACCCGAACUCAUUAUAAAUUUGUUUAGCUUAAGUAAGCUUAACUAUGCACAAAAAUGUGACAGCUAUAUUGUUUUUAAUAUUAUGAACUAUUAGACUGAUUUUUAGUGCAUGCCUGUGACUGGUUGUUGUGACAGCUGCAA
Teleopsis dalmanni is the source of this 2349-nucleotide messenger RNA. RefSeq names its product polypeptide N-acetylgalactosaminyltransferase 35A (gene Pgant35A). The record is from RefSeq and is a predicted model, not a curated record. Gene Ontology annotation, biological process: regulation of Notch signaling pathway. NCBI's taxonomy places the organism in Eukaryota, Metazoa, Arthropoda, Insecta, Diptera, Diopsidae. The transcript has 2 exons. Gene Ontology annotation, molecular function: Notch binding. Gene Ontology annotation, cellular component: Golgi apparatus. The coding region runs from base 387 to 2225 and encodes 612 amino acids.